Messenger RNA from Paramacrobiotus metropolitanus, 983 nucleotides. RefSeq lists its product as uncharacterized. The coding region runs from base 84 to 743 and encodes 219 amino acids. The record is from RefSeq and is a predicted model, not a curated record. Lineage: Eukaryota; Metazoa; Tardigrada; Eutardigrada; Parachela; Macrobiotidae. The transcript has 2 exons.
AAAGCUGCUUCGAUAUGAAAAUUUUUCAGUAGUUUCGACAGGCAAAAUUAUACACUGCACCUCUAUAACAGAAGACGUUAACGAUGUCCAAAAAGCUCGAUGUGGAGGGAAAACCGCUGACUGGGCUGGGAAUCUUGAAACUGUUCUGCAUAUUUAUUGUCGAGAUUUUAUUGGGAUGCUUGUCAAUCAGCUUAACUGCGUGGAAAAUAAUACGUUAUGACAACCAGCCUGUCUUCCGAUUUAUGAUGUCCAGAGCGCUCGAGUUCGUUGCUGUCAUCUGUUUACUUUGCUCGGGUAUUCUACGACACCAAGGCAUUCGGCGAUUCCUGUUCGGACCACCACAGGCUGUCCUGUUCCUGUUUGCCCUUAUAUUGAAUGUUGUCGUGCUGACGCUGCUCAGCACAGAGCUGGUGUGGAUCUUGGCUACCCUGGUCAAGAUGGUCCUUUGCCACGAGAAUGUUGUGCAAGAAGAAACUGUGUGGAUGUACGGUAUAAUCCCGUUUGUCCUCGAUUUCCUGAUGAUAUGCACCACGUACCGCGUCUUACCGGCCAACGUACGCUUUUAUACGACUAUUGAAAUAGAAAAAGCCUUGAAAAGGGCUGACGGUGCCGAACAGGAAUGUGGAGAGAAAACGGUGGCCGAAAAUCAUAAUAUUCCACUGAUACUUGUACGCAGUCCGCCUCUCGCUAACGACAGCACUAAAACGGUCGAGGCAACAGGCUCAGACGAUUACGAAUGUUGACUAAUUCAGAAGUUAAAUUAAUAUUAUUCGACUUGCCUUCUAUUAAUUUUAUAAUAAGAAUAUCUCGGUUAUGCAAACUUAAUUUUAAUAUGUGUUUGUCCACGUGUUUUCAUCCUUUAUUUGUGCUAAUACUUUUGGCUUGACGUGACACAAAUGUUGGCCAAAGAGAUACGGAAGUUUAUUUUUGAAGUGUUUAUUUGUGGUUGUUGCGUCAAAAGCACAAAAUUACUUGUUCUGUGU